AUGGCCGUCCUACGAUCCGACCAUCCUUCGUCUACUCUCCGUAAAGCCCACAUAGCGGUACCAUUCAUGACAUUCUCCGAUUUCGUAGGUUUCACCACGCAGACUUUCCGCAGAAUCUACGACGCUUUUGAGAGGAGAGUGUCCGUGGCCGAAAUGAUGGAGUCGGCGCCACAGUCUACUCCAAACAUUUCUCCCCGAUCUCCCAGACCGUACGCUGCAGCAAGGAGGAAUAGCAACGAAGGCUUCUCCAUCGGUCCACAAGUAUCGUCCAACACAAUCCCGAUUUGUUACGACAAGGAGUUUGUCCCCUCUGGACUUAGGGAUCCUCAACGCUAUCGACGUGAAUUGAGGAGCUCCGUGAGUGAAUUUACCGAUGUUACAGAUACGCAUUUCGACAUCCCAAGUCGUCCUACCUUCCCAGCUCACCGAGUCGAUAACGGCGAGGUCUUAGAAACGUCUCCGACAGAUAUACUUCGCCUUCACCCACUGCUUCCGGACGGAUUCCAAUCGCCUGGUGGAUCGACCAACAUCUCUUCAUCUCCCGUGACAAGACAUCAUUUGUUCGCACCAGAAGCAACCCCAAAUAUAGAGUCCUCAUCAACAUAUCAAGGAUCACUCAGCAACAACCUCCAUCAAAAAUCCUCUCAUCAUGAUCUUUUCGCAGACCAUUUGGAAUCCGCAUGGCGGAAUCUAGAAGCUGCUCAACAAGAACUGCAACAUACCAGAGAGUCCCUCGCGGACAAAGAGCACGAUGUCCAUAACCUGAACAUCCAAGUCUCCAAUCUGCAAAGAGGAUUGGACACAGCGCUCCACCAACACAACGCCAUGGCACGCGAACUCUCCGACCUAAAAGCAUACCACACGACCCACAAACCCCUCAAACGCUGCUCACUACUAACCAACCUCUUCUUCCACUCCUCCUCCUCCAAAUCCAAAAUCCACCAUCUCGAAAACAGACUCCACAGAGCCCAAACCGACAUCCAAAUUCUCCAUGAUCGAUGGCGCAGCACCCAUCACUCUCUAACCCGCACCGAAGAUGUCCUGGAAGAACAGCGCGAGUGUAUGAAAGUCCGAAUCAUAGCUCUGAAACAUACGCAGAUGGAAUUGGGUGCUGUGAGAGGGAAGUUGCAAACUGCGGAGAGGAUGUUGGAGGAUCGAAAAGCGGUGCUGGAGGUUUUGAGGCAGAGUAAUCGGGAUUUGGCGUUGGAGAUUGCUUAUUUGAAAAGAAGAGGGGCGGGGAGGACGGGAGUGUUUUGA
Ramularia collo-cygni is the source of this 1257-nucleotide messenger RNA. RefSeq lists its product as uncharacterized. The transcript is spliced from 2 exons. NCBI's taxonomy places the organism in Eukaryota, Fungi, Ascomycota, Dothideomycetes, Mycosphaerellales, Mycosphaerellaceae. The record is from RefSeq and is a predicted model, not a curated record. The coding region runs from base 1 to 1257 and encodes 418 amino acids.